AUGGCGACCGAACCGUACAGAUUGUCGGCGACCCAAGCCUCGGCCAAGAUCCGGGCCGGCGAGUUGACCGUCGAGGAAUACGCCCGCUCCCUCCUCUCCCACAUCGAGAAGAGAGACCCUGUCGUGAAGGCGUGGGAGUACCUCAACCCGGACCAGGUCAUCGCGCGAGCAAAGGAGCUGGACGCGAUCCCGCCAGAGAAGCGCGGCCCUCUGCACGGCGUGGCGAUCGCCGUCAAGGACGUCAUCUACACCAAGGAUAUGCCCACCCAGCACGGCUCGCCCAUCUACGCAGGAGACGCGCCAAAGGUCGAUGCCGGAUCCAUCAUCGUGCUUCGACAAGCCGGCGCCCUGCUCCUCGGCAAGACAACGACAACCGAGUUCGCCGCGACAGUUCACGGACCCAAGACGGUCAAUCCGCACGGAACGACCCGGACGCCCGGCGGCUCGUCCUCGGGCUCGGGCGCCGCCGUCGCCGACUUCCAGGCCCCGAUCGCCCUCGGCACCCAGACGGGCGGGAGCACCAUCCGACCCGGCUCCUUCAACGGUAUCUACGCGCUCAAGCCGACGUGGAACUCCAUCAGCCGCGAGGGCCAGAAGAUCUACUCGCUGAUCCUCGACACCCUCGGCUUCUUCGCCCGCAGCGUCGAGGACCUGCAGCUCAUGGCCGACGUGUUCGAGCUGCAGGACGACGAGCCCCCUCGGGCCGAGUUCCCCGUCAAGGGCGCCCGGUUCGCCCUCCUCAAGACCAUGGUCUGGCCGCAGGCGGGGCCCGGGACGCAGUCGGCCAUCGCCAAGGCGGCGGAGCUGCUCCGGGCGCACGGGGCCGAGGUCGAGGAGAUCGAGCUCGCGGCCGACCUGCAGAAUCUGCCCGAGUGGCACGCGACGGUGCUGCACAGCGACGGCAGGCCGACGUUCCUCCCGGACUACCGCGCGGCCCGGGGCCAGCUCCACGAGUUCCUGGCCUCGCACGUCGAGAACGCGAACAAGAUCACCCGGAGGGCGCAGCUGGAGGCCUUUGACAACAUCGCCGCUGCGCGGCCGAGGGUCGACCGGGUCCUGGGCGGGUACGACGCCGUGCUGGCGCCGAGCGUCGUCGACGAGGCGCCGGAGGGCAUCGCGAGCACGGGGAGCGCGGCCUUUAACGGCCUCUGGACGGCACUCCAUGUUCCCGUUGUCAACGUCCCCGGGUUCCAGGGCCCCAACGGGAUGCCUGUUGGCGUCUCGCUCAUCGCGCCUCGGUACCAUGACCGCCACCUCUUGACUGUUGCGAAGGCGGUCGGAGACAUCUUUGAGGCCGAAGGAGGGUGGAAGUCGGCACUGUGA
Colletotrichum higginsianum IMI 349063 is the source of this 1323-nucleotide messenger RNA. RefSeq names its product amidase. The record is from RefSeq and is a predicted model, not a curated record. NCBI's taxonomy places the organism in Eukaryota, Fungi, Ascomycota, Sordariomycetes, Glomerellales, Glomerellaceae. The transcript has 4 exons. The coding region runs from base 1 to 1323 and encodes 440 amino acids.